AUGGUUAUCUCAGUCUACAAGCGUCCAGUGUCCCCAGCCAUAGGCGACAAAACCGCUACCAGUAAAAAUGGAAAUAUUAUUGUCAAAAGGCCAAAGCUCGAUGAGCCUAUGUAUCCACUUCCUCCGCUGUUUCGCCAAACACCCAGCCCUGUCAUGGUUAGUCAGUCCUACUUGCAAAAACUAAUUACGGAGCGUUGGGAGGCGGAAUUGAAGAAUUGCGAGCAUGCAAAAAAGUUGCAGCUCUUGGAAAUGGUGCCGGGUCCAGCUCUUACCUUACUGCAAGCAAACUUGCGAAGACUCAUUGUAGAGCACUGGGAGGCAGAAGUGAGGCGCUGUGAGGAGGCCAAACGGGCACAACUGUUCGAGUUAGUGCUUGCCGCCCAUGUAAUCAGUAGAGAAAGCAACCUCGGAAACACUCACCAUAGAGCAAUCUUCGCUGUUCUCGAGUCGUACAACCUCGAUGUCAUCCGUUGGAUCCACAGAUAUCCACCGACCUCGAUGUCAUCCGUUGGAUCCACCGUGACAGGCCUGAAGCGCGCAAACGAAAGUCGUCUCCAAGGGUAG
Messenger RNA from Suillus plorans, 564 nucleotides. RefSeq lists its product as uncharacterized. NCBI's taxonomy places the organism in Eukaryota, Fungi, Basidiomycota, Agaricomycetes, Boletales, Suillaceae. The transcript has 4 exons. Bases 1 to 564 code for a protein of 187 amino acids. The record is from RefSeq and is a predicted model, not a curated record.